AUGGCGGCUAAUGAUGUGAACAAUUUCUUUAACAUUGGAUAUAACGACCCGGCCGGCCGUUUUGAGAAUUUAAGCUUCGUUCUGUGGCCCACAUCUCAGGCCGGGGGAGAAGCACAGACUCUCGCCGCUCGCACUCCUGUGCAGCGAGUGCAGGUUGAUCAGGUCCUAGAGAUUAUUCCUAUACAGCCUGUAAUCCCAGAUUCUUUUAUUAAAGCUCAUGCUGGAGCAAGAAAGGUCCAAGCAAGAAAGGUGGAUAUAUUCAGAAUAGCACAAGGAGAAUCCGAACAAUUACGAGAGUUCGUAAUCCGGUUUCAGAAGGAAAGGAUGUUUUUCCCGGUAGUACCGUACGAGUGGGAAGCGAAAGCUUUCGUAAAGGGUCUCAACCCAUUGAGCUCUGAUGCUUCCAACAAACUGAAGGAAAGCUUAAUAGAAGAUGAUCAAGUGAGUUCCUCGGUAUCAUCAAAAGGGAGUAAUUGUGAUCGGAAUCAGGAAAGGUUUAAAGCUGAUGUUGACACAGAUCAGAGAUCUUCUAGGGGUUUCUUUCAGAGUUACGAAAGGGCAGAUGGGCAAGGAAAUAAAGGUUUUCGAUCAUCGCAUAGAUUUUCUUCCAAUAGAAGAAUGGAUCGUUGUCGGAGUAGAAGAACUUUACAGGAGAAAGAAGCAUCGGGAUCCCGAGAUUUAAUGUAUCUCCGGUUAUCCGACUAUAACUUUAACAUCAGUUUAGUAGUGUUGGUGUCAGCUAUGAGAAAUGUUAAGGAGGCUAGGACUCGGGACUGUCGGCACCUUCGUGAAGAGGUGGCAGCGUUGUUGAAGAAUGGUCACCUCAGAGAAUUGCUAGGUGAUCGGGCCAAGAAUAAUUAUGGGAAAAAUCAUGACGCUAGGGAGCUAACCAAACCGGUUGUAGGAUCACCUCUUAUGGGGAUAAACAUGAUUUUUGGUGGAAGUUCAGCCAAUAUCAUACAAUGGAGAAUUUUGGAGCAAGCAAAGUUAACCGGAAACAUAGUUCCGGUAACAAAGCUUCUGGACGGGUUCAACUUAACGAGUGUAAUGAUCCGAGGAGAGAUCUUUCUGCCUACACAUGUCGAAGGAGUAACGAAGACCACUAUGUUUGAAGUAGUAGAUGGCGACAUGGGGUACGAUGUGAUCCUUGGAAGGCCAUGGAUACAUGAAAUGAAGGUUUUGCCUUCAACUUACCAUCAAUUGCUGAAAAUUUCCACACCGGAGGGAGUCAAGCUGAUCAGAAGAGAUCAGUUGGAUGCAAGAGAGAUAAACACAAUUACCUUGUCUAGUAGCAAGGGAAAAGAGAUAAUCAAAUGGCAACCACAGGAGCCGGUGCCCUCUUCCACCCCAGUUAAAGAUAAUAGAAAAGAGGAGUCAUCACAUUCUUAUUAG
This is a messenger RNA of Nicotiana attenuata, 1392 nucleotides long. RefSeq lists its product as uncharacterized. The record is from RefSeq and is a predicted model, not a curated record. The coding region runs from base 1 to 1392 and encodes 463 amino acids. The transcript has 6 exons. NCBI's taxonomy places the organism in Eukaryota, Viridiplantae, Streptophyta, Magnoliopsida, Solanales, Solanaceae.